Molecule: messenger RNA, 474 nt
Organism: Lactuca virosa
Lineage: Eukaryota; Viridiplantae; Streptophyta; Magnoliopsida; Asterales; Asteraceae
Source: the annotation of a GenBank genome assembly
AUGGGAGAGGAAGUAGAAAGUCAUCGGGUGGAGGUGGCGAUGCAACUUCAGGAGAUUUUGGAAUCGAUCAAGGACCUGAAGGUCGAGCGGGACAAGAAGAAAAAGAAGAAGAAAGAGUCUGAUAGUGAGAGAGAGUCGUCGGACAGUGAUGAUGACAAAUCCAAGGAUUCUAGUGAUCACGUGGGUUCUGGUUUUCACAAGGGAAAGAACAAGGACUCAUUAUGUGAUUCCCGAAAAAUCAAGAUGCCUAUCUUUUCAAGGGCAGAUGCGUAUGGAUGGAUUUAUCGGGUCAAGAGGUACUUUGAAGUGCAGGGGAUCAGCAAGAAGGAUCAAUUGAGGGCAACAUGUUUAUGCAUGGAGGGGUCUGCACUUGCUAUGGGUGGAGGAACGAUCGCCAUGCCAUACAUAGGAAAAUAUCAAGAAGAAGCUAUUGGUUCACUUUCAACCAUCAUACGAAGCUGGACAAAUACUUGA